This is a messenger RNA of Nothobranchius furzeri (turquoise killifish), 6857 nucleotides long. Lineage: Eukaryota; Metazoa; Chordata; Actinopteri; Cyprinodontiformes; Nothobranchiidae. The record is from RefSeq and is a predicted model, not a curated record.
AUUUCCCUCAUAAGGAUAAAAAUUUCCCCAGAACAGUGUGCCAAUGUCUCUUCUGAAAUGUGGUUAGAUAGGACAUGUGUGGCUGGAUACUCAUGAUGAAGGGCGGAGGCGGGAGCGAGGGGCUUGUUGCUGAGAAACAAGCAAAGGCUUAUGUGCUCAUAUUAUUCUAAUCUCUGCGUCUAAGUCCAACGUAAGCAACAUGGGGGACUGACUGUCACUUCAAUCACAGCCAGGUCAAAGCCCGCUCUGUUCCGGCUUCACCAUUAGACAUUUCAUUAAAGUCAGAUGAAUAAAGUGCAAAUAAAUACGGAGAUUUCUCAAAUAUUUUGGUGCACUGUCAGCAGCCAACCACUCAUGUGCGAUAAAUACCUUUUUACUAAAACUUUCACAAAGUAAUCAAUACUUUGUCAAGAGUAAUACAAGUACACUUGUGAUCUUUGAUUGGACUCAUGGUAAAGUCGGGUCAGGGUGUGUGGAGGUUUGUCAGGAGGUGUUCCUGCACGACUUCACCCUGUGAUACUACUUGGUUGAUUAGUUGAGAAGUGUCCACUGAGAAUGGUUGUAGUAAGAUGUAUCACUGAUCUGGUAAUUGAGUAUCUUAUAUUAAAACACACCUUGAUUAAGAUGCUGACUUACCUUUAUAAACAAGUGAGCCUGAACAAGACCUGUAAGCUUUCUGGAGAAAUGAAUGCAUGACCAGGUGUGUUUUCUCAGGUGUGCAGCAGCUAACGCUGUUAAAGGUAUGUCCCCAGCUACUGUCCAAAGGCCAGGUCGGGGUCAGCGGCAUGGGGGUGGUCUCUGGUGCCGACUGUUCCUGGAAGCUGCUGCCAGAUCCAGAAAGGCCACCCAUUCUGGAAUCUAUUGCUUUCAGUCAAAAGUCUUUUUCAGCUUCUUUCAUUUCACAAAAACAAACAAAUCACAAAAACAAACAUUUGGUGUGGACAUUCUGUCAAAAUAAAAGUUCAUUUGCUGCUUGGUUACUGAUGAGUAUUUCAUCUCUUUAAAUGGCGCUCACAGUUGUUAUUUUAAUGGCAUCAUUUGUUUUUCUUUCCUUUUACCCUCUCAGGCUCAAAAUGAGUUCUGAUAAUAGGACGAACAACUGAGUCCUUCAGGGGAACUUCUGAGUUAAACAUGCUCAUGAAACACGUGUGUGGAGUAAGCAGGCAGGUGAGUUUUAACGUUGCUAAUCUGCAUCGCCAGCCUCCAGAGGGUUAAACAUUUAACGUUUUCGUCUUUCUUCCUCUUUGAACUUUUGGCAUCUUUUAUUACAUUUUUUUAAUGUUUUUUCUAAAAUUUUAAAACAUUUCUGGUUAAGAGCACAAAUCAAGACUCAUUACAUUUGGAGUGAUCCAGUGUGAACACUCAUUCUGUUGGGGGUUGUAUCUAUAAACUAAAGUAUGGUGUCAUGAGAACGAAUACAGGGGUGUGCAUUUAUUGUUUUUACUCUACGUGACUUUCCAGUGGAUUUUUGCUAAAUUUAUCUCUAACAGAAUAAGGAUAUUGGGCACAUAGACAUGCUUCAGAUUCUAAUAUUAGCACAAUUUACAAAUCAGCACAGCGAUUUCAUAACUUCUGCAAAAAUAUUUUAUACAUUGAUCGAGUUAGUAAAACAGUUCCAGCUCAAACCUGAUUUUUAGGUUUGAAUAUAAAUUAAAAGCGGACAUGAUCUCAACUCGUGUGUCUACUCACGUCCAAGGGUGAGAACAUGUCACUCACUACAUAACGAUAACUCACUAUAUCAUGUUUACUCCUUUAUUUAGUUUUUUCAUGUGGUUUAGAAAAGGUGGGAUGGUGGGUGGCCCGUUUGGUUAGAGACGCGAUGCCUGCACAGAACGUUCCUUAAAUCUGGUGGACAGUCGGUUGCUUGCAUAACUCACACGUAGUUACAUUUCAUUACCUCCAACAAACAGCCGAUUCAUAUGGCAAGAGGAUUCUGAAUCCAAGAGGAAGCUCUGAAUACUGACAGUGUUGUGCUUUGUAUUCCAAAGGAAUCAGGGUUCAUGUUUGACUCUGCUGAUGACUGCAGGAUCUGGAGUUAGUCAAGAUGCACACUUAAGACCUGGGGAGGAAAUAAAGGGUGUUGCUUUGUGUUACAGCUGGGUUACAUCACACACAAAAACAUGAACCUAAACCUUUAUUUCCACCGACAUCAUCUGAUUCAUUAAUAAGCCUAUCCACAGAAUGAGUAUAAAAGUUAAAAAAAAUGAAUCCUAAAUGUUAUUUCCCUCAUUUGACGCAUGCGUCAGUGUAGAAAUGAAACUCCCAAAGUCCUACGCAAAUAUGUUUCAUGGUGGUUGAGUGGUAGGGAUGUGUGUGUGUGUGUGUGUGUGUGUGUGUGUGUGUGUGUGUGUGCGUGCGUGCGUGCGUGCGUGCGUGCGUGUGUGUGUGUGAGAUGAGAGGUGUGUCCUGGAGUAGAAGCACGCUUCAUCACUCACCUCCUUUAAAGUGGAGGUCCUUUCUCAGCUCUUUCCUCCAACAUCACACUCUGUCUGCGUGAACUUCAUUUCCUUUGACGGAGGGAGGAGCAUAGACUAACAAGGUAAAACAACAUAAAUAAUUAACCAUUCUGGAGAUACUUGGCUAACUCUGUGAAAGAGCUCCUCCAAAAGGUGUAGAGGAAGGAGUUUCUACUUUUCAGAUAAACACGGAUGGUGCUGUGGCUGGCUCAAAAUGCUGUUUACUCUUGGACUACUCUUCCUUCUCACCCCAUUUCCCUCCUUUCAAACCACAACCAAUGAGAAGAGAGAUGCCAGAGGAAGCAAUGUGAUCAAAGCUAAUACUGUUCUCACUCUUUUAAAACCAAAAACCACUGCUAACCCUUCCAAACAGAGUUUGCACCCCACCCAAAAGCCAAACACAGUCAAUUUGACCUCUUUACCUACUCCUGUCGUUGUAACUGCAAACCAUGUGAUGGCUACCAACAGGAGGCUCAGCCUGGCUGUAAAUCAAACCACUCCAUCAGCUGCAGUACAGCCAACUACAACUAUCAGCCCCAUCAUAAACAAACAUAAAGACAAACUCAACCAAACUAUUCCAGAUAAGCUGCCUAAAUUUGGUGAUUUCAAGACAAACAAAACCAGACCUGCACCCACCAGAGCUCCAGAUGUUUCAUCAAUGUCUACAAAGCUUCCUCCAUCUGGUACAAUUGCCAAAAAAAAUCCCCAACACACUGCCAAUCACACACGUUCAGGAAAAUCUUCAUCAGCUGGUGGUGCACCUACAGCAAAGUUGGCUGAUCCCACUGGUAGAAGUGAUGAGAAGUCCAAAGCCAAGUCUGCAUCUACUAAGGUUGCUGAUCCUCUUCAGAGCAGUGAUGAGAAGUCCAAAGACAAACCUGCAUCUACUAAGGUUGCUGAUCCUCUUCAGAGCAGUGAUGAGAAGUCCAAAGACAAACCUGCAUCUACUAAGGUUGCUGAUCCCCCUGGUAGAAGUGAUGAGAAGUCCAAAGACAAACCUGCAUCUACUAAGGUUGCUGAUCCCCCUGGUAGAAGUGAUGAGAAGUCCAAAGACAAACCUGCAUCUACUAAGGUUGCUGAACCCCCUGGUAGAAGUGAUGAGAAGUCCAAAGACAAAUCUUCUCCAACCAAAAUGCCAACUGUUCAAUCAACACCAACAAAAGUCAACAAAACUGAUGGUUCUGCAACAGAAAAGUUCUCAGCCUCCACAAAUGACACUUCUUCAACACCUAGCCCUAGCACCAAAGAAAAGCUUGCCAAUUCCCAGCCUAUCAAGUUGGUCAUAAGUGAAGACUGUGACUCUAGCCAAUCAAAGGGGCAGGAGGUGACGUUGAGACCUGGCGCUCCUCUGGUGAUGACGCAUAAGAUCAGCCUGCUGCCUGGAGGCUGUACUGGGGAGUGUGAAACAGAGAUGACUGUUCUGAAAGGACGUGUGGCCAAACUGGAAAGAGAAAUGUCCUUACUUAUAGAGAAAUGUCCAUGUUCUGCAAACUGCCCAAAUGACUGUAGUGGCCAUGGGAAAUGUGAAAAGGGAAAAUGUAUUUGCCAUCAAGGAUUCUUGGGUUUGGACUGUAAGUGUAAGCAAGGUGAUUGUCUUAAAGAAUCUAAUGAGAAAGCAAAAGGGACACAGAAGGCAGACACUGAGCAAGUGGACAAAGUCAAGGAAAACAUCAGUAAAGUAGAGACCACCAGGCUGAAGAAAGGGUCUGAAGACAAGAAAACUGGAUCUAACGUAGCAUCUAAUGCAAAAGAAUUAGAGAAACUGAAUAAUCAUGAAACCGAUCAUCUAAAAGAUGAUCCUCAGUCUAAUGUGACACAGGGUAAUAAAUAUAAAAAAAGGGAUGAUUCAACUAAAGUUGAAACUAAUACUACCCUAGCUGGAGACACAAAGAAAAACAAAAAAGAAAAUGAAUUUGUGGAAAAGCCCACGCUGUCUGAAAAAAAGGAUAGUCAGUCAACUGGAUCUGACCACACUAGGAAAGUCGGUAAUAAAAAUAACCAAUCUGAAGACAAGAGAAAAACAGAUGUCAGCACUGAAACAGAGAAGGAUGCACACCAAAGUCAAAAUCCAACAAAUACAAACAAAACAAAUCUCAUUGAAAACAAAACAACUGUCCAUGGCUCUGGGACAAGCAUCAGCCAGACGGGAGGUUUAGGGUCGGUGAAGGUUGAGAACGUCUCCUCCUACAGCUUCACCAUCACAUGGCUAGCACCCAAAGGGAUGUUCAAAAAUUUCACUAUAAUCAGAAAAGUGCCACUGAUAGAGAGUGACAAAGAGGAACCCGUGAAAACCUCCAACAAUGACGUGUCUGCAACCUGGAACUCAACUGAAGUACGAAGUGAGAGCCCAAACACAACUGUCCAUUCUAGUAGAACCGCUGCACUGAAGAACAACGCUGAAACCAAGAGGAUGUCUUUGGUAGUCCCCGGCAAUGUACGCUCAGUGGAGUUCAGCAAUCUUAGAGCAGAUGAACAUUAUGUCCUGCAAAUCUAUGGAAGUUCUGCAAACAGAAGAUCCAAGAUUCACAGAGUAACAGCAACCACAGGUCCUGAGCCACCGACAGAGCUGAUUUUCAGUGAUGUCACAGAGACUUCGCUUGCUGUUUCCUGGACCAAACCAAACACCAUAUUUACAGGGUUCCGAAUAACUUACAUCCACACGGCAACAGGAAAGAGUCACUUUGUGACUGUGGGUUCUCAGCAGACGCAUGUUGUGUUGUCCAAGUUGUCCACUGGAUCAUCGUACAUCAUCACAGUAACCACAACAAAGGGCCGAGCUCAAAGUGAUGAACUCACAUCAACUAUUACUACUGUGCCUGCCCCUCCCACACACCUUCAAGUAAUCAAUGUGACAGAAACCAGAGCUGUGGUGCAAUGGACACCAAGUCUGGGGAAAGUGGACCGUUUCAUCCUUAGCUAUGAGUCCUCCAAAACUCCUAAUGUGACUGUAACAGUGAUGCUGUCAGGAAACUCGGUUCAAUACGAGCUGAAAGGCUUGCAAAGAGGCACUCUGUACAAGGUCAAAGUGCUGAGCCAAAAGGACAGCCUGAAGAGUCAAGCAGUCUCAUUCACGUUUACUACAGCAAUCAUGAUUAAAGCCCGUGAGGUCAGUGCUCGCUCUGCUGUGAUUGCCUGGAGAACUCCAUUUGUUUAUCACAGCUACAGAGUUGUCUACCAGGUGGAAGGAGAGGAGGCAAAGGAGGUGAUCUUGGAGCCCACCAUCACUGAGUACAAACUGACCGGCCUGCUGCCUUUGUCACGCUACACCGUUCUGGUACAAGGCGAGAAAAAUGGGCUCCACACCUCGGUAGUCACCUCACAAUUCACUACUGGAAAAUUGCGUUUCCCUUUCCCCACCGAGUGCUCCCAGGAGCUGCUAAAUGGAGCUCUAGAGUCAGGGGAAGUGGACAUCUACCCUCAAGGAAAGGAAGGACGAGCAGCAAGAGUUUACUGUGACAUGGAGACUGAUGGAGGAGGCUGGACGGUGUUUCAGAGAAGGAUGAACGGAAAAACUGACUUCUACAGAACCUGGGAUGACUACAAAGCUGGCUUUGGAAACUUGAGCGAAGAGUUCUGGCUUGGAAACGAACUCCUGCACAACCUAACCAGUAUGGGCCCUGUGAGCCUGAGAGUGGAUAUGACAUCUGGAAAUGACACGGCUUACGCUCACUAUGCCAGCUUCUCCAUGGCUUCAGAGGAAAAGAACUACACUCUCACUGUGUCUGGCUACACAGGAACAGCAGGUGAUUCAAUGAAGUACCAUAAUGGCCGUCCAUUCUCAGCCCGAGACAAGGAACCGGACCCCCUGGGAAUCCACUGUGCUAGGGCUUACAUGGGAGGAUGGUGGUAUAAAAACUGCUACAAGGCCAACCUUAAUGGUGUUUAUGGCAGCAACAGUAAUAACCAGGGAGUGGUCUGGAUAGACUGGAAGGGGAAGGACUCUUCUAUUCCUCUAACUGAGAUGAAGUUCAGACCCUCCAGGUUCUCCCCUGCUACUCAUGGCUGAAGAUGUGUCGUUCUCUUUGAGCAUUAAAAUCAGAAAACAAAGCAAAAAAAAGGAGAAAAGCUUCAGAAAUCCAGAUGAGGGCAAACAUCACAGCUGCUGCUGCUGGCCUCCUUCCAGCUGAACUACAAUUUAGUGGUUUUCCACAUCGGAUGCAGCAAUGAGUACAUGUGAUCCAAUGUUUAAUGUGUUUUUCUGAGCUGUUUUUGUGGUAAAUGUCACAAAAAGCUGAUAAAUGAUACUUUGUAACGUUUUAUAUACUGAUCUAAUCUUUUGCCUGACUUAUUUUUUUUAUCUUUUCACUUUUGGGUACCUCAAAACUUGGUACGCAAUCCCACUAGUACUGUAAUGAAAUAUGCACUGUCUUACUUCAUAGGAAUAAAUGUGUCUAGAGUGGG